AUGGCAGCGCGCAGCUACUUCGUCACGGCUCAGCCUGCCACUGCUGUGGAGUGCGCCCUGGGUCCAGUGGCCAUUACUGCCCCCGGGGAGGAGGAGCUGGCCGUCGUCCGCGGUACGACAUUGGAGAUCUUCCGCUUCCAAGAUGCGCAGUUUGUUCCGGUAUGCACCGAGCAGAUCCGCGAACAGGUGUGCUGCAUGCUCAACUCGCUGCAAGUCACAGGCUGCGGCGAGCUGCUUAUUCUCAUCACGGUCUCUUUGAAGCUUGUCAUCGCACGCUACGAUGCCCAAAUCAACGAGCUGCGAUGGAUUGCCACGGCCGACAUGGGCAACGCUGCCAUCGCGGCGACCGCGCAGGAACCAUCCUGCUGCUGCUCUUCGAACGGAAAGCGGUUGGUUGUUUACCUGCACGGGAAUGUGGUGGCCGUUGCCGAUCUCGAUGAACUUAUGGACUCACAGCAGCCAUACCCGAUUGAUUUGAAAGCUGCGGGGCGAAUGUUUUACACUCAAGUUGAUGAGCAGAUUAUUGGCAUGGAGUUCCUUGAGCGCGUGGCUGCAGACGACGACAGCAUCGAGACACUUGCUGCUCUUCAUGCCAACGGCGGCAAAGAGGAGGCACAGAUCCAAAGUACUGAGAGGGUUCAGGCAGCCUGA
Symbiodinium sp. CCMP2592 is the source of this 651-nucleotide messenger RNA. NCBI's taxonomy places the organism in Eukaryota, Dinophyceae, Suessiales, Symbiodiniaceae. The record is from the annotation of a GenBank genome assembly.